AUACUGUUUUAUUUAUAUUUUUUUUUCUGAUAAGUGGUUGCGGCUUAUAAUAAGCAUAAGUGAAAUGAUCACAGUGUAAAAUCCUGACAUUCAAAAGCGUGACUUUGGAUUUUUUUUUUUAUAGAAAAAAAAAGUGAAAGAAGAAAAGGAGACGACCUGGACUUGUGAACUAUGAAGACCUGAUCCUAGGUGCUGUGCAUGCACGCGGGAACAGUUCAUUCGACUAUAUAAUUAGCAUCUUAGCUUUCGUUCAAAACAAAAAAUCUAGUACUAGUGAUGAAGGCAUGAAGCUACUGUAAUGCCGCUUCUCUAGCAGUUUCCUGACAGCAGAAAAGCCUACCAAAAAAUGAUUGCUCCCACGCUCCUUACGCAAAGAGCCACUGCGAGUGCAAUACUCGUGUUCCUUUUUGUCUCCGUAGCACAAUCCGCCUCUUCUUUCCAUCCUGCAAGCACGACGACAGUGACACGGCCCGCCGUCAGCGGGAGUUGCAUUCCGAGUGAGCGGAAGGCGCUCCUGACCUUCAAGGAUAGCUUUUGGGAUCGUGCUGGCCGCCUUUAUUCAUGGCGGGGCGAAGACUGCUGCCGGUGGAAGGGAGUCCGAUGCGACAACACAACUGGGCAUGUCGUCAGGCUCGACCUCCGCAACACAGACGAAGACGAUUGGAGCAAUGGGCUGAUCUUGUCAACCAGUGAGAUGAGCCCUUCUAUUGUUGAUUUGCAUCACUUGAGGUAUCUUGAUCUAAGCUACAAUCACUUCAAUUUUACAAGCAUACCUGAUUUUCUGGGUUCACUCAGCAACUUGAGGUAUCUCAACCUCUCCGCUGCAAAUUUUUGGGGAACUCUGCCUUCUCAGCUUGGUAACCUCUCGAAUCUGCAAUACCUUGAUCUUGGCAAUUCCCAUAGUCUGAGUGUUUCAGAUCUUUCAUGGUUAAUGGGUCUCCCUUUUUUAAGCUAUCUUGAUUUAUCCACGGUGGACCUCAGUUCCGAAAGGAAUUGGGUCCAUGCGGUGAACAAGCUUCCUUCUCUUCAAGUCCUUGUCUUAUCUAGCUGUGGGCUUAACAAUACCGUCUCUACUCUAUCUCAUUCCAAUCUCACACAUCUUGAAGUCCUAGAUUUAACAUUAAUCUGUUUAGCUCUCCUCUCGCACACAACUGGUUUUGGGAUCUCACUACACUUAAAAAGCUCUUUCUAUAUGAUUGUGCCUGGUCCGGGCCAAUUCCUGAUGCAUUGCCCUUGAGUCCAUAGUUCUGCAUGGCACCGAUUUAUCG
Messenger RNA from Oryza sativa Japonica Group (Japanese rice), 1268 nucleotides. NCBI's taxonomy places the organism in Eukaryota, Viridiplantae, Streptophyta, Magnoliopsida, Poales, Poaceae. The record is from RefSeq and is a predicted model, not a curated record.